Dufourea novaeangliae is the source of this 1876-nucleotide messenger RNA. RefSeq lists its product as uncharacterized. The record is from RefSeq and is a predicted model, not a curated record. NCBI's taxonomy places the organism in Eukaryota, Metazoa, Arthropoda, Insecta, Hymenoptera, Halictidae. The transcript has 6 exons. Bases 365 to 1822 code for a protein of 485 amino acids.
CAGCGGUGACGGCGCAUCGAGCAACGCGAACUGUCGAACCGAUAUGAAAACCGACGAGAAAUCGUGAUUUACGAUGAGAUGACCCCGUCGAUCAUUACCGUGGAAAAGUGCCUUUGACCCGGCCGGAAAAGACGUUCCCGCCCGGAAGCUACGAGCGGUGAUCCGCAAUCGGAGAUCGUCCGACGAUUAUCGUUGUGGUUUUAGUGGCUCUCGGAUAUUAAGUCCCCGUCACGUCUUCCUCGACGACGACGACGACAACGACGCGACACAGAAGCCGCACAAGUGUAUUUCGUUCUGUACACGUUCAUCCAGAGGGAACCGUGAAAAUUGCCGCGAAGGAAUUGCCACUGCAGCAAGUUUAACAAUGUUUUGCCUGAAAGGGAGGGGCAAUCGGGACGAGAAGUUGAAGGAAACGUUAAACGAGGACGACUGCGGAUGGUGGCUGAGCAAUGAAGACGAUCCGAAGUCGCCGAGAUCCAGCCGUAGCAAGGACUGCCUGUCCCUAGAUUCAUCAGAGUCGAUGCUCUCUUGCAUAGACUCCGGCGACGACGAAAGUUACUCCCUCGCCCAGGAAUUCCGACUUGAGCUAAACGACGACCACUGCGAGAAGAUAGAGCUCACGUCACUAAUUCACGGAGAUCUUGACGUGGACCUUAUCGAGAAGGAUGCGAACGGGACGGAUUCGAACGUCACGCCGUUUCCGGCGGAAGAAGCCGAAGACUACUUUGACGGGUCGGAGUCGAAAUCACGGAGGUCUCACGGUAUAUCCUACACGCCCGAAAGGCUGGUCAGGUCUCAGGAAUACAGAAUACUCACGCCAUCGCCCCGUUACUUAGCCUUCUCUCGGCCGAGACUCGUGCCAGAAAAUGAAAAUCGACGGAAGACGGUGGUCCGUUGCCAGCGGCGAUUGAAUUAUCUUAUCGACUCUAAGCAAGUUGGUACUACGCAACUGAGAGAUCUUCUGGAUCCGACUCCUAUAGAAAUCGCGGUGCCAGCCAUAGUUUCGCAACAUUGGAAAAAUUGCAGACGAGCUUCUAGUGACGAAAUCGCGACGAGGUACAACGACUACGACACGAAAACGGAUUAUUCUUUAAAUGGGUCGGAUCACAAGAAGUCAACCGACUUGCAAACACCGGACUCGGCUUGCAAGAGGUCCAGCUACGAGGGGCUAAACGUCACUUGGGAGGACUGUAAGAAAAUAGAGACACGGAGCUCCUCUCUGGAGGACACUUCCGGUAUUCACAGCAACGACUGGAGCUCCGACAGCCAUAGCGACCUACAAAACACACCGUUGUGCCUUUCGGACGAGUUAGCAUCGACGAAUUACAGACUGAGUACUUCGCAGGAACGGUGUACCGCUAUCAAUGAAGUGGUAUCAAUCCUUGAAGUCCUCGACACGGAUCCUGAAAAAGCAGCGAUCCUUCUCGAGGAGGAUCGUUUCUGCGACAGCACCUCCUCCCACGAUCAAUUAACCAGGCUGGCCCUGACGAUAGAAACCGAUUCGAAAGAUCCUGAUGUCGUCGAAACUGCCGAAAGCGCGGUUCGAAACCUUCAAAGGAAAGUGGAGAAGCUUCAGGCUAGUAGCAAAGAUAUUUACAGGGAUAUUUGUAAUCUACGACAAAGCUUUCAGUGUGACGAACGGAAAACGGAGGAUAUUUCGUCCAGUACCAGUAAACUGCGCCAGGACAUUCACGAGCUGCGAUAUCUCGAUGAUCUCGUGAAUCUCUUACGAGGUGAACUCGAGAGAAUUUCAAAGAGGAACUGGCCGUUCGUUGUUGGACGCUCGGAGUAUCAUUCGGAGGAAAAGAAUCUGAUCGUGUAGAAAAGUUUCGUCUAUGACGUCGACAGAAUUUUACGGGUAGAGAACGUAAGACGG